Molecule: messenger RNA, 4434 nt
Organism: Oryza brachyantha (malo sina)
Lineage: Eukaryota; Viridiplantae; Streptophyta; Magnoliopsida; Poales; Poaceae
Product: Fanconi anemia group I protein
Exons: 14
Coding region: 1-4188 (1395 amino acids)
Biological process (GO): DNA repair
Molecular function (GO): DNA polymerase binding
Source: RefSeq, a predicted model, not a curated record
AUGGAUACCUGUCAGACAACGACGGCGUUGCGGGUGUCGGGGAGCACGGACCGGUCGAUGCUGUUGGGGAGCAGCAUGGAGGCGCCACACGACAGAGAGGUCAUCAACUCGUUGUCCACCACAUCCGCCGCCACAGCCGCCGUCCGCCGCAAAUGCCUGGAGGGAAAACCCCCAACCCCCUUCCCGCCCGAUCCCCCAAACUCCCCGCCGGCCACCGCCGCUCCUCCGGCGAUGUCGGCGUCCGACGGCGCGCCCUCCUCGCAGCAAGCCCCUCCCCCCACCGCGGAAUCCAUCCUCGCCCUCGCCUCCCGCGACCCGUCCUCGGCGGUGCCCUUCCUCCCGGCGCUCCCGCCCGACGGCCUCAAUGACCUCCUCUCCUCGCUCUCCCCCGCAUCGCCCCCGAACCACCUCGCCCUCCUCCCCGCGGUGCUCGCGCUCUCGCCCUCCCCCACCGCCACGGCUGCCGCCUUCUCCGCCCUCCUCUCCGCGCCCAGCUGGCCGUCCCCGACCCUGCUCGCCGUCGCCUCCCUCCUCCGCGACCUCCCCGCGGCCUACCGCUCCCGCGUACCGUCCUUCGUCGGGAAGGUCCUCUCCCUCCUCCCCGGCGCCGACGUCCAGGACCUCCCCGCGCUCGCGUACCAGCUCCUCCUCCUCGCCUCCAAGCCGCUCCACCCGCGUGCCGUCCUCUCGGGCCUCCUCCGCUUCUUCGGCGGCCACAGGGGCGCCCGCCUGCGUGCGCCGCCGUCCAUCGCGCGGCAGGUGGAGGGUACCGUGCUGAUGCACGUCUCCUUCGCGGUCAAGCAGGAUCCUGCGCUGGCAAGGGAGGUUGUGGCCGCCGUCAAGGCCGACGCGGCGGGGACCCUCAGCGGGUUCGCGGUGUCGGUGCUGCUCUCCGUGGCGCGCGUGCGGAGGUUCAACGAGGCCGCGGUGGGCGUGCUUCGAGACGCUGUCACCACGUCUCGCCGGGAUUAUUGGAUAUCGCGGCGCUGCAAGUGGUUGCCGGAUUGCCUGAAAGAGGAAUGCGGUCGGGCUGCUCACUGCGUCGAGAAGGCGCUGCUGAAAGCUGUUGGGGAGAGCAUUGGCGGGAGGGAGCAUGUCGUGCCAAGCAUUGUUCAGGUGGGUUUUCUCCUAUUGGAGGCCUCAGAUAGCGACCGAAGGGAGGAAGGUGACUCGGAUGAAAGGGUUAUGAGCACUGAAGAAGUAGGUGUUAAUAUGGUGAAGUCACUGUUUGAGAUCCAUGGAAUGGCACGAACUGAGAUAAUCGAGCAAUGCAAGUUCCGGAUUCUCUCAGCAAAGCCUUCUCAAACUGUACCAGUCAUUAGACUUCUUGGAGAUUUAGUUCGUACUCAUCCACUUCAAAUGCUCGAAUACAUUGCGCACCUUAAAGAGUUGCUGGAUUACUUUUCAUUCUUGAAUGACAAGAUAUCAACUGGUCUGAUCAACUGCAUCUUGCCACUCACAAAGUUCAGCCGUGAUCUAAAGGAUUACAUAAUAUUAGUUGUAAGGAAGGCCAUGUUCAAGCGGGAGGAUGAUGUGCGCAUUGCUGCCACAAAUGCUAUUGUCCAGUUAAUUAUUAUGGAGAACAAGUAUAGGAAAAACGAAGCAAAUCCUUUUCAAGACUCAUCAAGUCAACCAAGCUCUAGCCAGCAACCUGAGGCACAUUUAGAGAUUGGUGGAGGUCUCUUUCAAGAACUGAGUGGAUUACUUCGCAGAUGUUUCUCGCAGCAGGCUAGAGUCAAAGAGGCCUUAUACAGCGGACUCAUACAAAUUGUUACCUCAGAUCCGAUUAUUGCAGAGAAUGUCCUUGAUUUCCUUUGGCCCCACUUCCUAAACUAUUACACAGAGCAUGCAGAAUGUCCCCUUAAAACUGACUUGUGCUUUAAAAGUGAGAGUGCUAAAAUGUGCAUUGUGGAACCAAUAGAUUGCCUCCUGUCAUGUAUCUCAUGUGUUCUUCAAGUUCAGCACAAUAGUAAAUGUGAACGAACACGAGAUGCAUACUGGAAGUGCUUCGGGUUUGCUCCUUCGCAGGAUAAUGAGGUUGGAAGAUUAUCAUCAAGUGACUUAUUCAUGGAAGCUUUGUCAAAUAUCCAAAAGUACUUGAAAAAAUGUCUUGCAGAAGAUCAACGAGGGCAGACCCAAGAAAAUGGUUAUCUUUCUUCGCAUUUGGACACAGCUCAUUGCCAUAACUUUGCUAUGCUUGGAAUCAUUGAGGUUUUUGUCGAUUUUGCUGCUUCAAAACUAGUGAAAGUAGCUGAUGAACAGAAGGAAAUGUUAGAAAAAGAAAUACUAGACCUUAUUGAUGCACAUAGCAGCUUUGAGAGAAAAACAAGCAAGAAUAAGGAGAAGAUUGCACAAAGAGCAGGGAAUUCAAGUGAUUCUACUGCAAAGCAGACGAAUGGACCCAAGGAGUAUUACAGUGCAACAUUGCAGAAAUUAAAUGAAAGGAGGGGCAAAUUUAUGGAUACAAGCUUGUAUGAACUUGUAACGAUGUGUAUCAAGCAGUGUGAUGCUGAUAAUCUUGUAAAAUGUAGUCAACGUCCUAGCCAAUCUAAACUGAACCAGUGCUCCAGUCUAUUAUCUUUUGUUCUCAAAGCUUGUCUUGGAAUGUUCAAAUCGCUUGCAGCCAAGGGAAGCAGAGUGACUAUUGGAAAUUUAAGUACUGUGCUGUAUGAAGAUGUAAAAAGAUUGAUGGGGCCAAUGAUGCAGCUUAUAUGGUGGCUUAUGCUAGGUUCAAAGCAAGAAAAUGGUGGAACGAAGAGGAACCUGACCCAAGGGAAGAAAAACAUGGAUAGCAAAAAGGACCAACUAUAUUUGGCAUUGACAUGCCUAAAAGAAAUGUCUAAGCUAAGUGUUCCAGAAGAUCGUCCUGGUGAUAUUUUUGAUGUCCUUGUAUCUUCAGCUCCACCAAAUAUAGAAGAUAUGGUGCAUUGCAGCCAGCUUCUUGAUAGGAAUCAUACUGGUCCAAAUACAAGAAGUCCCCAUGUUUUUCUGAAUAUAUUGAAAAUGUUAUAUGUUCGAGUUCUUUCCCAGUCACUACCACGUGAAUCUGAGGCUGUGACUGAACUGAUUUUCGGCAUAUCAAGAAAGCUACAUCAUGAACAAAGUCACCUUGUUGGGCAUUGGGCAGCAAGCUUGUGUCAAAAAAAUAUCGUUCAGAAUCCAAGCAUUGCGCAGGAGAUGGUAAAACUUGCUGUCCAUCUUAUGGCAGCUCCAGAUGAUCUGGUUCUUGUGCAUAACAUGACAGCAGAGUUGAAAUUACUAGCUUCUGGAAAUGAGGACUCGAUAGAUUCGUCAGAGGCAUUUCCUGUUAUAAAUUGUAAAACAAAGAAUUCACUUACUGCUGUCUUUCUUCAAAUGGUUGAAUCAUCUCUUACUGAAUUGGAUUGGGUUACUGGUAAGCUUAAGCUAAUGCUUGCAUUAGCUUAUGAUUCUGCUAAUAUUGAUGAGGAUCAGCCAGCUGAUGAAAGUACACAAAGGCUAUAUUUAGAGGAAGCACUCUACUCAAGAUCAACAACUGUAGUUCACGUCCUCUCGUCUUUUGCAGAUAUGAGCCUUAAGGAUUCUCAGGCUGAACAGUUUCUGAGAUUGACUGCUAAGUUCUACAAGCUAUUGGCUCGCAUGGCCAAGUCUCAGAUUGCACCCAAGGGAUACAAACAAACCAUACCGAGUCUAAAGUUUCAGAAGCUUGCAGAAGUAACUUGCAGGAUGCUGACGGCUCCACUAUACGUCUUCGUCGCAAUUGUUCAAGAGAAUCAACAAACAUCAAAAAGAGGAAUCCUCGCUAGGAUCAAAAGAGAGAGCAGAUGCAUUCCUGAUCUUAUUUUCCAGAUCGAAGACUAUGAGAAGUAUCUAAUCCAGCUGAGCAAGCUUACACAUAUGAACCUUCUGAGGCAUGCCAAGCGUAGCGUGGCAAGGGAUUUUCAGAUAAAGGCAAAGGACGAACAAGAAAUGGAUUCCAGUCCAGCCGGAGCUGCGUCAUCUGAAGACAGGCCUGAAGAGGACGCGGAAGGUGCAGAUGCUCCUCUUGAAACAAAUGCCGAUGAAGACCCACAGGCCAGUGCACGCAGUGAUAAGACAGUUGAAGAUUCUGAGUCUGAUGAAGAGGAGGAAAGAGUCUUAGCACGAAGGAAGAGGGCUAAGAUAAACACCGUUGUUGAGGAUUCUGAUGAAGAAGCAAGAAGCGAAUAGAUUAUGUUUAGGGUGUACACAAAUUGAAACAUAAUUUAUAGCUUUGGCCAGGACAGGGAAGAUAGAUUAGAAUAGAAGUAAAUACUAAAUAUAAUAGGCAAUUCUGAGUUCUGACCAAUUUUUGUUUGUUCUCAUGUUGACCACAGCAGUAGAUAUACAAUGUAGAAGCAACCAUACUCUGUUGCCCUUGUUACAUUUCCACGUGUACGCUGUUGCCCUUGUUAAAUUUCUGCGUGUACGCUGUUG